This is a messenger RNA of Mastomys coucha (southern multimammate mouse), 204 nucleotides long. The record is from the annotation of a RefSeq genome assembly. Lineage: Eukaryota; Metazoa; Chordata; Mammalia; Rodentia; Muridae.
AUGCCACAAUUAGACACAUCAACAUGAUUUAUUACUAUCAUUUCAACAAUAAUUACCUUAUUUAUUUUAUUUCAACUAAAAAUUUCUUUACUAUCAUUUCCUCUAUCACCCUCAUCAAAAACAAUCCAAACACCAAAAACAAAAAACCCUUGAGAAUUAAAAUGAACGAAAAUUUAUUUGCCUCUUUCAUCACCCCUACAGUAA